AAAUUAUAAAAAAAAAGAGAGAAUAAAACAUAAAAAGAGCACCGAACCCAAACCAAAGUAGAAGAAACUGACACCAUCUCUGUCUCUCUCUCUCCGUAUCCAAAAAGAGAAAGAAAAAAAAUCUCAAAUCAAAGACCAAGCCAGUCACCGGAAAAUGCUGACGUGUAUAGCUCGUUCGAAGCGAGCAGGCGAUGAAUCCUCCGGUCAACCAGACGAUCCAGAUUCUAAAAACGCCAAAUCUCUAACAUCUCAGCUCAAAGAUAUGGCUCUGAAAGCAUCAGGAGCUUACCGGCAUUGUACGCCGUGUACGGCGGCACAAGGUCAGGGACAAGGACAAGGUCCGAUCAAGAACAAUCCGUCGUCGUCGUCGGUAAAGUCGGAUUUCGAAUCGGAUCAACGGUUUAAAAUGCUUUACGGAAGAUCAAACAGUUCGAUUACAGCUACGGCGGCGGUGGCGGCGACGCAACAACAACAGCCUAGGGUUUGGGGAAAGGAGAUGGAAGCGAGACUAAAAGGGAUUUCGAGCGGCGAAGCGACUCCGAAAUCGGCGAGUGGGAGAAACCGGGUCGACCCGAUUGUGUUUGUGGAGGAGAAAGAGCCUAAAGAAUGGGUUGCUCAGGUUGAGCCCGGAGUUCUCAUAACCUUCGUUUCUCUUCCCGGCGGUGGUAAUGAUCUCAAGCGGAUACGUUUCAGCCGAGACAUGUUCAACAAGUUACAAGCUCAACGAUGGUGGGCAGAUAACUAUGACAAAGUAAUGGAACUUUACAAUGUUCAAAAACUAAGCCGCCAAGCUUUCCCGCUUCCCACCCCGCCUAGAUCCGAAGACGAGAAUGCAAAAGUGGAGUACCAUCCAGAAGACACUCCUGCAACACCGCCUCUAAACAAAGAACGGUUGCCUCGUACUAUCCAUCGUCCACCUGGAUUGGCUGCUUACUCAUCCUCAGAUUCACUCGACCAUAAUUCAAUGCAGAGCCAGCAGUUCUAUGACUCUGGUCUACUCAACUCAACUCCUAAAGUUUCAAGCAUCAGUGUAGCCAAGACAGAAACUUCUUCCAUAGAUGCUUCCAUAAGAAGCAGCUCGUCGAGAGAUGCAGACCGGUCAGAGGAAAUGUCGGUAAGCAAUGCGAGUGAUGUUGACAACGAAUGGGUGGAGCAAGAUGAGCCUGGCGUUUAUAUCACCAUUAAAGUUUUACCAGGUGGGAAAAGAGAGCUUCGAAGAGUCAGAUUCAGCCGAGAGAGAUUCGGGGAGAUGCACGCGAGAUUAUGGUGGGAAGAGAACAGGGCAAGGAUACAUGAACAAUACUUGUGAUCAUAAAUCUAAGAGUUUUGUUUUUUCCUCAUUCUCUCGGUAUACAGUCUUUUUUUCCAGCUCAAGUAAAUUCUUCCACAGGUACUCAUUGUGCCUCCCAGAAAUCUCAAAAUAUCAAUUGUGGGAUAUGUUUUAAGGAGGUUUCUUAUUUUCUUCCUUCAAAAAAAUUUGAGAAAGCUUGGAAAAGAUAAGAUGUUGUCUCCUUUGCUCAAUAUGUGUAUCCUUAAUUAGUUCUUUAAAAAAAUACGUUCUUCAAAUUUUUAGUAUUGUUUCAGCUC
Messenger RNA from Arabidopsis thaliana (thale cress), 1587 nucleotides. RefSeq names its product BREVIS RADIX-like 4 (gene BRXL4). NCBI's taxonomy places the organism in Eukaryota, Viridiplantae, Streptophyta, Magnoliopsida, Brassicales, Brassicaceae. The transcript is spliced from 5 exons. Gene Ontology annotation, cellular component: nucleus. The coding region runs from base 155 to 1309 and encodes 384 amino acids. The record is from RefSeq and is marked reviewed.